GCUCUGCCUCCAAAACAUCCGGAACGCUGCCGUAGCCUUGUGUAAUAAGAGAAAGGAACGUUAGAUAUUUGCUGCAUGCUUUCAAUUGGUGGACUGUUGCUCGUCUAGUUUACUUUAAUGAUAUUCGAUAAAAGUAUUUUGAAUAAGAAAAGAGAGAGCCGAAACCAUGGCAAAGAGAAGAGAGUGCGCACAGAAAGAGGUCGACUCAAAGAAAUCGCGGCAGUUACUGAAUGCGAAGAGCAACACUGCUAAAACAGCGAGAGCUAAGAAAAGAGUCACAGACACUGGCAUCAUAGAAAAAGAGGAGAAGCUUAAGAGAAAGAUCAAACCCAAGUCACGUUUGUCCUCAAAACUACUGGGGAAGUGCAACUCUUCUCCUAAAUCCACUGCUGUCAACACCAGUAAAUACUUCAAAUCACCAGUGAAGGACAAGAAGGUUGAUAGCGAUGAUGACUUUAACAUGGUGACCUCACCGACACCUGUGGUAACAGUUAAUGCCAGGAAACCAGAGAAAGAAGAGGAGGUGGAUGACAGUGAAGAUGAUGAUGAUGAUUGGGAGGAAGUGGAAGAACUAGAUGAACCACUGGGUCCAGUUGACUCGUCAGAACCCGCCCUGCUUGCUCAGCCAGUAGAGAUAGAGAUUGAGACUCCAGAAAUCAGGAAAAAGCAGAAGAAGAAGGUGGAGUUUGAGACAUAUCUGAGGCGGAUGAUGAACAAAUACCAAAAAGACGUGCUGAUAGACACACAUAAGGUUCACCUCAUGUGCUUGAUUGCCAGUGGGAUGUUUCACAAUCGUCUGUGCAGUGAACCAGAUCUGCUGGCCAUCACUCUGUCAUUGCUGCCCACCCACUUUGGCAUGGUUGCUAAGGAACGCAUUGACCAAAACUACCUCUCUGGAUUGCUCAAAUGGUUUAGAGCAACAUUCACCCUCAAUCCCAGUCUUCCUUGUGAGGAGCGUCCAGACCCCCGGGCUCUCCUUGAGAGGCGGCUGGCCAGCCUCUCAGCAAGGAACCACCAGGAGAUGACUCAUCUGUUCCUGUUGGUCCUGAGGUCUCUGCAGCUCUUCUGCAGAUUGGUUCUUUCUCUGCAGCCAGUAUCUUUCAAAUUCCCAUCAGCCAAGGGUAAAGCAAACAGAACCUCGAAUGGUGCCGCAGGGAAAAGCCACAUAACCCCAGAAACCUCCAAGAUCACCUCUCCUACUCCAAAGGUCUCUCCUGGCACCAAGAGACCAGCCACAGGGGCGGGACCCAAGGAAGACGGAGGAGGAAAAAAAGCCAAGAUAAAAAAAAUGGAGGAGGAGGAGAAGGCUGUAACAUCAGGAGGACAGAGACCAAAGAACUCAAAACGCCGAAGUGUUGCGUCAAAGGUUAGCUACAAGGAGGACAGCAACAGUGAGAGAGAAGAGAAGCUUAGUGAUGAGGAAGAAUUUCAGGCAACUAGUGGCGAGGAGAGCGAGGGUUCAGAGAGUGAGGCUAAACCUGCAAAGAAGGGAAAAGGGAGCAGAAAAGCUAAAGUGACAAACAACAAGAAGACUGUGGCUCCAGAAAAAAAGAGCGAUGGAGGGAAAAAACAGGUAAAAGAUGAAGAGUGGGAGGAAGGGGAUGAUGAUUUUAUAGAAGUAGAAGGACCAAAAAAUAACACAACGAAGCGCAGGAGUGGGAAGAAGACGGAGUCGGGAGCAGACGAGUGGUUGGAGGUGUACCUGGAAAAAACCUCCUCUUGGGUAUGUGUGGAUGUUGAGCACGGUGUUGGGAUGCCUCACCUAUGUUCCAAGAAUGCAACCGUUCCAGUGACGUAUGUGGUGUCGGUGGAUGACGACGGGUUUGUGAAGGAUUUGGGAAAGAAGUAUGACCCCACCUGGAUGACAUUAUCAAGGAAGAGGCGGGUGGAUGAAGAGUGGUGGGAAGCAACGCUUGCACCAUUCCAGGGACCAGAGGAUGAGAGAGACAUGAAGGAGGAGAAGGAGCUCCAGAAUAAACUUCAGAACAAACCCCUGCCCAUCUCUGUAAGUGAGUACAAGAACCACCCAAUGUACGCAUUAAAGAGACACCUGCUGAAGUAUGAAGCCAUCUACCCACCAACUUCCACUGUACUGGGAUACUGCAGAGGAGAGCCAGUAUACUCCAGGGAUUGUGUGCACACACUCCACUCCAGAGACACAUGGCUAAAAGAAGCUCGGACUGUCAGACUGGGAGAGGAGCCAUACAAAAUGGUGAGGGGCUUCUCUAAUCGUUCACGGAAGGCCAGGGUCAUGUCAGAGCUGAAGGAGGAAAAUGACCUGGCGCUGUUUGGAGAUUGGCAGACUGAAGAGUACCAACCACCUAUAGCUGUGGAUGGGAAGGUUCCCCGUAACGACUACGGUAACGUUUACCUGUUUAAGCCCUGUAUGUUGCCAGUGGGCUGUGUUCACCUCAGAUUGUCCAACCUGCACCGUGUGGCCAGGAAGCUGGACAUUGAUGCUGCUCCUGCAGUCACAGGAUUUGACUUCCAUGGGGGAUACUCGCAUGCUGUGACUGAUGGAUACAUCGUGUGUGAGGAGCAUGAGGAGAUUCUCAGAGCUGCCUGGGAAGAAGACCAAGAGCAUCAGAAGCAGAAAGAGAAAGAGAAAAGAGAAAAAAGAGUGAUCUCCAACUGGAUUCUGCUGGUGAAAGGACUCCUGAUCAGAGAAAGGCUCAAGAAGCGCUACGGCAAGAAGAACCCUGGACUGGGGAGCCUUCCACAUGAAGACAAUGCUGGUGGCUUUUCUUCUGAUGAGGAGGUGGUUGCAGAGGAGAGUCAUGCUGCUAAGACUGCAUCUGAGACUUUGGCCAUGUCCUGGCCCCAAAACAGACAAGCAGAGGAGGACGGAGGGAACUCCAGUGGACUGAAGACAAAACGAGAAAGGAGAGGACAAGAGAAACACAUGUUUCCUUUUGAGAAAGUAGAAUGACUGAUCAAAACCUUUCGAUAAAAACUUUGAUGAAUUGAGGUUUAUCACACUGUGCUGCUCCUCAUAUUAACUUGUUUACAUGCUUUUUAAAGCAGGAUACAAUGUGUCUCAGGUGCAACAGUAUUGAAAAGGUGUAGCAAUAUGUCCAGCCCUGGAAAAGUUGGCUGCAGGUCUAAGGGGAGGAGCAGACAGAAAGGGAGUGAAACUGAAUAAUUUUCUUCCUGUGGUAAUAGUCAAAUUAUCUUUGUACAUAUUCCUAUUAGCUACCUGCUCUAUUGUUAGAUUUUGUAUGAAAGCUAUAUAGAGCUACACUACAUGCCAGUACAUCAGUGCUGAAUACAUAAAAGAACACUAUGUGCUCUGGUGCAGAUCAAGUUGGUGUGCUCCAAAUUCUCUCACCGCUCUAGUGUGACUUGAUCCUGGUGGUCUUCACUUUAAAGUCUUGAUUUUUUACAAACAUAACUUCAGCCCCUUUUUUUCUGUCACAGCAGUAGCAGUAGAAGCAGUAAUUAAGUUGUUGUGUGUCCAAUACAAAUGAAAAGCAAAUUACUAAAAUCAAUGUUUAAGUCUUUUUAAAUUAACUGUAUCUGUGUUUUUAUUUGUAAGAUAUGUUGCAUGGUUACAAAAAUCAGUCACAGUAAUAGUCAACACCAGCCAAAAUCAUGAUUUAAGGAUUAGGCAGUGAAAAUCCUCAGAAAUUACAACAUACAUUUCUA
Molecule: messenger RNA, 3645 nt
Organism: Solea solea (common sole)
Lineage: Eukaryota; Metazoa; Chordata; Actinopteri; Pleuronectiformes; Soleidae
Gene: xpc
Product: xeroderma pigmentosum, complementation group C
Exons: 14
Coding region: 167-2929 (920 amino acids)
Biological process (GO): mismatch repair; nucleotide-excision repair
Cellular component (GO): nucleus; nucleotide-excision repair factor 2 complex; XPC complex
Molecular function (GO): damaged DNA binding; single-stranded DNA binding
Source: RefSeq, a predicted model, not a curated record